Molecule: messenger RNA, 1104 nt
Organism: Paramuricea clavata
Lineage: Eukaryota; Metazoa; Cnidaria; Anthozoa; Malacalcyonacea; Plexauridae
Source: the annotation of a GenBank genome assembly
AUGUCGACUGAAAAUAACGUUAAGAAUUUAUUACUUAAAGUUUCAUAUAAUGUUCAUAUAUUUUAUUACCCAUGGUAUGGCAAUCCAACCACUGAUGGCAAGUAUAUUCACUGGAAUCACGAGUACCUACCCCACUGGAAUAAGGAAAUUGCGGCACAGUAUAAAAAAGGGCUUCAUGUCCCCCCGGAUGACAUAGGAUCAGAUUUCUACCCAGAGCUGGGGUGUUAUAGUUCCUCGGAUGAUGGGACAAUUAGGGAACAUAUGCGACAAAUCAUGACAUCUGGGGCUGGGGUGGUUGUGGUAUCUUGGUAUCCUGAGGGUACAGCUGAUCAACAAGGGAUACCCGUUGAUAGACUUGUACCAAAGCUUCUUGAUAUAGCUGCUGAAUUUGGACUGAAAGUUACCUUGCACAUUGAGCCUUACAAAAACCGCAACGAACGGACGGUUCGUGAUGAUGCUAUAUACAUUCAUAAGAGGUAUGGCAAACACUCAGCAUUUUAUAAAUACAAAACAAAAGACAAUCGUUACUUACCUUUGUUGUAUGUUUAUGACUCCUAUCAUACAAAGCCCCAUGAUUGGGCAAAUUUACUAAAACCUGAUGGAAAAUACACUAUAAGAAAUACACCCUAUGAUUGUGUUAUGAUUGCUUUAAUGGUCGAGUUUACGCAUAAGGAUUAUAUCGACAUAGGUGGAUUUGAUGGUUUCUUUACAUACUUUGCCGUCAAUGGUUUUACAUAUGGUUCAAGGUGGAAUGCUUGGUCAAGACUCAAGUCCUUUGCAAUUCAAACAAAUACAAUUUUUAUUCCAAGCGUAGGACCAGGUUACAUUGAUACAAACAUCCGUCCUUGGAAUUAUGCUAAUACUAGAUCAAGGGAGAAUGGAGAGUAUUAUAAAAAGAGUUUCCAAGCUGCAUUGUCUGUUCAACCACCUUUAAUUUCUGUGACAUCUUUUAACGAGUGGCAUGAGGGAACGCAAAUUGAACAAGCUGUUCCAAAAUCGAUAAAUGGGUUUAAGUACAAUGAUUAUUCACCUAAUGAACCAAAUUAUUAUCUUAAGUUGACUAGAAAUUAUGUAGAAAUGUUUGAAAAGUGGGAUGAGAGAUGA